Molecule: messenger RNA, 816 nt
Organism: Kwoniella botswanensis
Lineage: Eukaryota; Fungi; Basidiomycota; Tremellomycetes; Tremellales; Cryptococcaceae
Exons: 7
Coding region: 1-816 (271 amino acids)
Cellular component (GO): nucleus
Molecular function (GO): mRNA binding
Source: RefSeq, a predicted model, not a curated record
AUGGAUCUCGACAAAUCACUCGACGAAAUAGUCGCUGAAAAGCGAAAGACUGCUCCCUCUUCUCAAAAUCAAGGACAACAGAGAAGAGCACCAAGAGUGAGCAGCGGGAACGAAAGGAGAUCGAAUAAUUCACCUUAUUCUAGACCACCACCCAGAUCUACAGAUGAGAAAUGGGUACAUGACGCAUACCAAGGGCCUAAAUCCGGUAAUGGUAACGAUCGACGCGGCGAUAGGACAAAUACAGCUAGUUUGACUGGUACAGGUGCCGGAUUUACGGGAAUUUCAACUAGGAUCGAAGUUGUUGGAUUACAUUAUGAAGUUACUCCUGCAGAUCUAAAGGGGAUCUUCUCACAAGCUGGUACUUUGGUUCAAGGACCUACUAUACGUUACGAUAGAUCAGGUCGAUCGAAAGGUGAAGCUACGAUGGAAUUCGCUUCUCCUCAACAAGCUAAGAUCGCUAUUAACAAAUUCGACGGAGCCAUGACGAAAGGUCAAACAAUCUCUAUCCGUCUCCUCCCACCAAUCGUAGCCAAACCCCGACCCGGUCCAGGCGGUCCAGGCUCAGCUGGACAAGCUAACGCAGGUGGUCAAUCGUUACUAUCGAGAAUUCAAGGUGGCGGUGUUGCUAACCCACCUGCGGGUGGAAGAGGUGGAAGAGGAGGUAGAGGAGGUCCUCAAAGAGGUCGAGGUGGUGCAGGUGGUAGGGGUGGUAAGAGAGCAGGUGGCGGACCUAAAUCCGAAGGUGAUUUAGAUAAAGAGUUGGAUAGUUUCAUGAAUAACUCGACGAACGGUGGUGGAGAUGUAGACAUGGCUUAA